AUGUUGUUGCAGGAAAGAGGAAUCAACAUGCUUUUUGUGCUGGGUGGGAACGGAACUCAUGCUGGGGCAAAUGUAAUUCACAAAGAGUGCUAUAGAAGAGGGGUAAAGGUGGCUGUUGUUGGGGUCCCCAAAACUAUAGACAAUGAUAUUUUGCUGAUGGACAAAACUUUUGGGUUUGACACUGCUGUUGAGGAAGCACAACGAGCCAUUAAUUCAGCUUACAUCGAGGCACAUAGUGCAUACCAUGGUAUAGGAAUUGUAAAGUUGAUGGGUCGUAGCAGUGGAUUUAUUGCUAUGCAUGCAUCCCUGGCUAGUGGACAAAUCGAUAUAUGCUUGAUACCAGAGGUACCUUUCCAUUUACAUGGUCCUCAUGGUGUUUUGCGGCAUCUGAAAUACCUCAUUGAGACAAAAGGAUCAGCAGUGGUCUGUGUUGCUGAGGGAGCAGGGUAGGUUAGUCACA
This is a messenger RNA of Humulus lupulus (European hop), 460 nucleotides long. Its product is annotated as ATP-dependent 6-phosphofructokinase 5, chloroplastic-like. The record is from RefSeq and is a predicted model, not a curated record. Gene Ontology annotation, molecular function: 6-phosphofructokinase activity. NCBI's taxonomy places the organism in Eukaryota, Viridiplantae, Streptophyta, Magnoliopsida, Rosales, Cannabaceae. Gene Ontology annotation, cellular component: cytoplasm. The transcript has 5 exons. Bases 1 to 450 code for a protein of 149 amino acids. Gene Ontology annotation, biological process: glycolytic process; fructose 6-phosphate metabolic process.